Molecule: messenger RNA, 7022 nt
Organism: Sardina pilchardus (European sardine)
Lineage: Eukaryota; Metazoa; Chordata; Actinopteri; Clupeiformes; Clupeidae
Gene: lrrc7
Product: leucine rich repeat containing 7
Biological process (GO): neurotransmitter receptor transport postsynaptic membrane to endosome; cell-cell adhesion; neurotransmitter receptor transport, endosome to postsynaptic membrane
Cellular component (GO): postsynaptic membrane; postsynaptic density; basolateral plasma membrane
Molecular function (GO): protein binding
Source: RefSeq, a predicted model, not a curated record
AUGACGACCAAGAGGAAGAUCAUCGGCCGGCUGGUGCCCUGCCGCUGCUUCCGCGGCGAGGAGGAGGUCAUCUCCGUGCUGGACUACUCGCACUGCAGCCUGCAGCAGGUGCCCAAGGAGAUCUUCAGCUUCGAGCGCACGCUGGAGGAGCUCUACCUGGACGCCAACCAGAUCGAGGAGCUGCCCAAGCAACUCUUCAACUGUCAAGCCCUCCGGAAACUCAGCAUGCCUGACAACGACCUCUCCAACCUGCCAACCGCCAUCGCCAGCCUCGUCAACCUCAAGGAGUUAGAUAUCAGUAAAAAUGGUAUUCAGGAGUUCCCAGAUAACAUCAAAUGUUGUAAAUGCCUGUCCGUGGUGGAGGCCAGUGUCAAUCCCAUAACCAAGCUCCCCGAUGGCUUCACCCAGCUCCUCAACCUGACACAGCUGUUCCUAAACGACGCCUUCCUGGAGUACCUGCCUGCCAACUUUGGGAGACUGUCCAAGUUACGGAUCCUGGAGCUCCGGGAGAACCAUCUGAAAACUAUGCCAAAGUCAAUACACAGAUUGUCUCAGCUGGAGCGCUUAGACUUGGGGAGCAACGAGUUCACUGACGUGCCAGAGGUUUUGGAGCAGAUACACAAUCUGAAAGAACUGUGGCUGGAUAACAACUCAAUACAGAGAAUACCAGGGUCUAUAGGGAAGCUGCGGCAGCUCAGGUACUUGGACUUGGCCAAGAAUAGGAUCGAGGCUCUGGAUGCGGACAUCUCGGGCUGCGAGUCCUUAGAAGACCUCCUGCUGUCCUCCAACAUGCUGCAGCAGCUGCCCGACUCCAUAGGAAUGUUGAAAAAGCUGACAACGCUAAAAGUAGAUGACAACCAGCUUACCUCACUGCCUAACAACAUUGGAAGUUUGGCGCUCUUAGAGGAGUUUGACUGCAGCUGUAAUGAACUGGAGUCGUUGCCGCCGACCAUCGGCUACCUCAUCAGCCUGCGCACAUUUGCGGCCGACGAGAACUUCCUGUCAGAACUGCCCAGGGAGAUUGGCAACUGCAGGAAUGUGACAGUCAUGUCCUUGCGCUCCAAUAAGUUGGAGUUUCUGCCUGACGAGAUCGGCCAGAUGACGAAGCUCCGCGUUCUCAACCUGAGCGACAAUAGGUUGAAAAAUCUACCGUUCACUUUCACCAAACUUAAAGAUCUCGCUGCACUCUGGCUCUCAGACAAUCAGUCGAAGGCCCUGAUACCUCUGCAGACAGAGGCCCACCCCGAGACGAAGCAGAGGGUCCUCACCAACUACAUGUUCCCCCAGCAACCGCGGCAUGAAGAGGACUACCAGUCGGACAGCGACAGCUUCAACCCCACGUUGUGGGAGGAGCAGCGGCAGCAGCGCAUGACUGUGGCCUUUGAGUUCGAGGAGAAGAAGGAAGAGGAGGACAAUUCAGGAAAAGUGGAGAUUAACCUGAAGCGCUACCCCACCCCCUACCCCGAGGACCUGAAGAACAUGGUGAAGUCUGUGCAGAGCCUGGUGGGCAAGACGCCCCACCCGCUGGCCACGGACAAGUGCUCGUCUGGCACCAACAUGGAGCACCACAACGCCGACAAAUACGACCCGCCGUGGCCCAUGCCACCCAAAGAGCUGAUGGUGAAUGAUGCCUUCCUGUGCUCCCCCAAUGACAUCCGGAUCUCCGACAUGAGGCCCACUCUGGUGGAGCCUCCCAUGUACAAACCAAAGGUUGUGUUACUGGGCAAAGAGAAGAAAGAGUCUACUGACGAGUCGGACCCUGAUAAGAUGCAUUGCCUCAACAACAGCGGAUCCUCGGCCACCUACUCCGACUACUCCCCCUCACAGGGCUCCUCCGGCUCCUCCAACCCACCGGGAAAUGUCGCCGCCCUACAGGCGGCAGGGAAGGAGGGGGUUCUGCAGACCCACUGGACCAACAGGCUGGCUCAGUCGUUCCCUAAGCCCAUUGAGACGAAGCCACUGCUGAGUCAGCGGGACACGCCCCCCUCCAGCACCCUGCAGCAGCGCGGUGGCGAGCGCCGGCCGCUCAGCGACAACUUCGACAGCUGGAACGACACGCCGCACUACGACAACACGGGCUUCGUCUCCGAGGAGGCGCCCAUGGAGACCAGCGCAGGGAACCCCAUGCUGGGGUCGAAGCCGCACAGCGCCUCGGCGCACGGCCGGCGACCCCUCAUGAGGCAGGAGCGCAUCGUUGGUGUGCCCCUGGAGCUGGAGCAGCCCGGCCACCCCUUCCACGGAGUCCGCACCACCCCCGACGCCGAAGUGCCUCCCCCGGCGCCCCCCAACCCCUGGCAGAACUGGACCCGGACCCCCAGCCCCUUCGAGGACCGCACCGCGUUCCCCUCCAAGCUGGAGCUCACCCCGGCCAACAGCCCCAACCCGGACCGCAAGGACUUUGAGCAGGAGAUGGGCGAGCUGCCCGGCACCUUCCCGCUGACCGGAGGCUGGGGCUUCCUGGACCAGCGGGACCCCAGCGGCGCCGGCAGGGGUCACCCCACCGUCUACGCGCACGGCCAGGGCCAGGCGCGCAAGGAGCCCACCAAGAACACGCUGGUCAUCAGCAAGAGCUCGGAGAGACUCUCGCCCAUGAUGAAGGAGGUCAAGGCCAAGUUCAAGAAGUCCCAGAGCAUCGACGAGAUCGACAUGGGCUCCUACAAGGUCUACAGCAUCCCGCUGGACAGCUACAGCUCCAGCAUCGAGAACCAGGGGAGCGUGGACAGGCCGGACCUCCCGCCCGCCAUGGAGCAGAGCAUGUCGCGGAGCCAGUCGGUGCCCCUGCUGGACGACGACCUGGACGGCUACAGCUCCAGCAGCAAGCAGCAGCAGCAGAAACCCGCCAUCCCCAAGAAGGUCUACCACUUCGACCAGAGCUUCAACCCGCAGGGGCAUCUGGACAUGGGCAAGCCCGAGCGGCGGGCGCCUCCGCCGUUCCCCAACACGCCCGAGUACAUCAACCAGCCGGGGAAGACGCUGCCCAAGGAGCUGGUCAGUCCGCGGGGCUACCGGGGUUACCAGACCGCCGCCGACCAGAUGUUCUCCUACCCGGGCCAGUCGCCGGUGAACGAGGACAACGCGUCGCAGUUGCAGUUCCCGCCGCCGCCGCCUCAGCCUCAGCCUCAGCCGCAGCCGCGCUCGCGCCCGGGGUUCCUGCGGCGGGCCGACUCCCUGGUCAGCUCCACGGAGAUGGCGCUGUUCCGGCGUGUCGCCGAGGCCCAGGAGAUGCAGCUGCAGGCCGAGCAGCAGCACUACGGCGGAGGAGGAGGAGGAGGAGGAGGAGGAGGAGGAGGCCGCUCCCAGUUCAAGCCCAUGCUGGAGCACCAGAACAGCAUGUCCACCAUGGGCGACACGCAGUUCCACAAGCGCAACGGUAGGUACGAAGAGGACUACUCCUCUUACCAGGAGCCCAAGAAGCCCAUCAUGGGCUACCCCACCAAGAGCCUGACUCAGCGGCGCCCCCUCUCUGCGCGGAGCUACAGCACGGAGACCUACGGAGCGUCGCAGGCGCGGCCGGUCUCCGCUCGGCCCACCAUGGCCGCCCUGCUGGAGAAGAUGCCCUCGGACUACAACCUCAGCACCUGCAACGAGAAGGUCAUCAUGGACACGGCCGACAUGAAACUGCGGGCCAUGGCGCCCAAACCGGAGGACAUCGCCUCCAAGAUGCCCGUGGACUGGAGGCAGCAGCUCCUCAGACACAUAGAGGCCAAACGAUUAGAUCGGACCCCCUCUCAGCAGAGCAAUAUUUUAGACAACGGGCAGGAGGUGCUCUCCCCCAGCAGCCAGUGGGCACCCUACUCACUGGGCAGGAGAGAUGUGCCCCCAGAGAGCCUCAUGAAGAAGGUAAGGCUCCAAUGGACCCACCAGCACACUCUUUUGGGGAACACUCAGCAGCAGCAACACCAUCAGCAGCAGCAGCAGUACGAGGGCGCCAUCAACAAGAUCUCCAUCCAGCAGUACCAGUCUCCGUUGCCCCCCAUGCCCAUCACCACCACCAGCCCCCGGCCGCAGAGUGCCCGCUGCCUCGUCCAGACCAAGGGCCAGAAGAGCAUGGACGGCUUCCAGGAGCAGUUCUGUGUGCGGAUCGAGAAGAAUCCAGGCUUAGGCUUCAGCAUCUCAGGGGGAAUCAGUGGCCAGGGGAACCCGUUCAAGCCCUCCGACAUGGGUAUCUUUGUUACUAGGGUACAGCCUGACGGACCUGCCGCCGGCGCCCUGCAGCCAGGGGACAAGAUCCUGAAGGCCAAUGGACAUAGUUUUUUACACAUCGAACAUGAAACUGCUGUGUCUCUACUGAAGAAUUUCCAGAAAACUGUGGACUUGGUAAUCUUGAGGGAGAGCACAAUAUGAAUUCCUUUCUUUCUUUUUUUUACGACACCGUGACUUCUGACAAAGAACACAAGAAAAGUUGAACAUAUGUAUAAAAACAUGUAAACAUAUAUCAUCCCAGAUGGCUGCAAGCUCUGGAACUGAACUGGUCUCGUACCGAUCCAGACCAAAUCGGUUUCACAGCGAGCCGCCAUCUGAGAGACAUGCAUUCACGCACACAUGUCCAUACAAACUCAAAUGUUUUUACAUAGGAACAGAGACAUUUGCCAAUUGCUGGACCAAUGGCAAAUAUUAGUGCCAAAUGUAAAAUAGAAUACAUAUCUUAUAUGGUUAAAUACGGACUCAUACAGUACAUAAAACAUGCUCAAGUCAAAUCUCCUGUCGAUGUGACUACAGCAGUCCUCUCCAUCUGUCAGCCUAAGGCUGCAGGUGGGUGCGCUUUGUUCUCUGCUCAUUUCUAUGCCUUUAUUCAUUUGUACCUACUUUUUCCCAAGUAGCUACUCAUUUUAAUCUCAGAGCAUGGAAGCACAUUGGCGCUUAGAGGUACAUUCACCAUCAACACUGCCUCAACUUUGUAUAUGCCUUGUGUAAAUACUAACAUUUACUUACAAAGAUGUGAAACGAUAGGAGAAAUGAGUAUGAGAGAAACGAAAAUACAAUUUUCCUAUUUUAAGCUUGUGUUCUAUUAUUACAGAAAAAAAACAAACUAUUUGUCCUGUAUUAUAAUUACAGGAUCAUUUUUUUAAUCAAAGUUAUUGAAAAUAAUACUGAUCAAGAGCAUAUAUUACAAAUUUCCUUCCAUCUACUUAAACCUUACUGUAAGACGUUUAUGCCACUUUCCCACACUGCAGCGCGUGUCCUAGAAUCUUUAGUAAAUGUUGAAUAAUGUAUGGGUUUGCACAAAUUAACAGGAAAAAAAGAGAAAUCCCAAAGCAAUAGAGCUACAUUAAUUUAUCUGCAAUGACACAUUUAAUUGAGUGGGCCACAGUGCCCCCACCUGGUCCAUUUGGGUAAAGAAAAGGCCUACAAAGAUGGUUUACACCAAGUUCUGCUCAGCCAGAUGCCAUGCUCAUUUUUCUUGAGGUUUUUGCGAAAUGUUGCUACCUCUAUGUGUUGGUAACAAACCCUAGAGGAUAAAUGUGAAAACAGUGCCAAAACAACUUGCCAAAAGUUCUGAACAUUACUCUCCUGAAAUCUUAGAGGAGAGGAAAGAAUUCACUAAACUGCACACAAACAGAAAUAUUAACACACAGGAGCAGAAUUACUGCACGGAUUCUAACGAGUGGCAUCACAGAGCAGACACACUAAAUGUAAUCACUGUGAUGCAAUGAGAACUAUCAAAUCUAACUGAGAGAGUUGUAUUUGCCCAUAACACUAGGCAACCCCUGUCAUUUCAUAUUCGGGGAGAUCCAUUUUAAGCUUUAAUGUUACAGCAUGCCUACACUUUAUGGAAACUGUUUUAUUGUAGUUGUUUUUAAGAAAUGUCUCGCAGCAUGUAUAUUGCUGGUUUGGGGAUUGCUUCAGCUUCACAGGACCUUAUAUUGAAACUUGAUCAAUAAUGUUCAAGUGUUUUCAUGGGAAAACGGAUCAUUAUUGUGGAAAACUGGUGCCACAGUAUCCCCUGUUGUGAAUAGAAUCCUAACAAGCCCCCAUUUAAAAAGGUUUAUUUUGAAUAAUGUAGCAGUAGAUGUGAGUUUUUGAACAAAUCUGAGCACCUCAAAUUGAAAAGCCCCCCCGUCCCCAUUCCCUCCAAACAUCUGCUCCAAGUUAAGCUUGAACUAUCAAAAUCGAGAUACCAGACACCAAACUUACGUUUGGAGAAAUAUACACUUCAAAUACUAUUGUGAAAAAGUUUGAUAAUAUAAAUAUUUUUAUUAAAUGUUUUCAGGUAAUAAUUUCUUAAAAAAUAUAUUGAUAUACUUAGCUUUGCUCAAAUUGUGAGAUUUUAUAAGGUUAACAGAAACACUGUAUGGAUGAGGAGGCUUUAGGACACAAGAAGAAAUGCUGUAGUAUUCAACAUGUAAAGUUAUUUCUACAGUACAUGUGAAUUUGUGUCAUAUAAACAUAUAUAUGUAUAUGAAUAUACAAAAUUGUCAUUUUUGUAUGUGUUUAAAAUACUAUUAAAUAUAAAGCUUAUAUAUGGUACUAUUGCGUCUAAUGGCAGUAUUGAUGUAAAUACUUGUGAAUGAAGACACAUGGAGAUAAUUUAUUCCUAUAGAUUGUGAAUGUACACUAAGCUUCAGCAGUGUGGGGACUUACUGGACUUGAAUGCUGCUUCAUUCGUUUUCUUUUCUUUUUGUGAGUGUGUGUAAAGAAGUCAUUUUUUUAUCAUGAGGAAGAAAAAUUGUUCAGUUUAGUUAGGGUGGAUUGAGUGACAACUUACCAUACUAUUUAUUUGCACAUGCAAGUUUAAACCUUCCAGUUUCAUUUCUGAAUUAACACACAAAUGUGUAAUUGAUAAAAGGGUAUAUAUAUAUAUUCUGUGUCUAGAAUGCAUUUUGCAGAUGCCAACUGUACAUAUUUAAGAUACAUUUUAUUAAGAAAACUUUUGAAAAAUGACAAAAAGUUAAAUACUGUGCAGCAGAUUACAGAGCCAUUUUCGGCUUUGGGGAAGUACAGAUUUUUUCAGUAUCUAAGGGGUGUUUUGAAUAAUGUAUGAAAGUCUUUAUUGUAAAAUUAAUAAAACGUCACUAUUGUUA